Molecule: messenger RNA, 1035 nt
Organism: Eimeria mitis
Lineage: Eukaryota; Apicomplexa; Conoidasida; Eucoccidiorida; Eimeriidae
Exons: 6
Coding region: 1-1035 (344 amino acids)
Source: RefSeq, a predicted model, not a curated record
AUGGCUACCCGCAGCUGCUGCAGGGGUUUCCCUGUCUCUGUGCUGCUGCCUCGCGCUCCUUUUCUCCCCUCUGCUGCUGCAGCAGCAGCAGCAGCACCAGCAGCAGCAGCAGCAGCAGCAGCAGCAGCAGCAGCAGCAAGAUAUAAUGUAGGGUUUACUCCUCCUGCUGCCGCAGCAGCAGCAGCCUCUCCUUUCUCCAUAGGCGUGAAACGUACCUUGCUGCUGCUACCGCAGCAGCAGCAACUGCAGCAGCAGCAGCAGCAGCAGCAACUGCAGCAGCAGCAGCAACUGCAACAUGCAGCAGCAGCAGCAGCAGCAGCAACCCCAGCAGCAGCAGCAGCAGCAGCAGCAGCAGCAAGAUAUAAUCAGCAGCCCCGUUCUCCCUCUCUCUCUCCCUCCCUCCCCCCCCAGCAGCAGCAGCAGCAGCAGCAGCAGCAGCAGCAGCAGCAGCAGGAGGAGGGUUGUUUCGUGCAUGCAUGCCCUGGUGGGUUCGAAGCAGCAAGAAUGAAAGCGUUGCUGCUGCUGCAGCAGCUGCAGCAGCAGGGGAAGGUGCAGCAGGACUACAGCAGCAGCAGCAGCAGCAAACCCGAAAUAAACCGCAGCGGUGUUUCUGGGGUUUACUAUGAUGCUGAGGAAAGGCGGGUGCUGCUGGUGCCCUCUGUGCACCCGCACCUGCUACUGCAGCAGCAGCAGCAACUGCAGCAGCAACAGCAACAGCAACUGCAGCAGCAGCAGCAACUGCAGCAGCAGCAGCUACUGCAGCAGCAACAUCAACUGCAGCAGCAGCAGCACCUGCAUCAGCAGCAGCAGCAGCAGCAACUGCAGAAGCAGCAGCAGACGCAGCAACAGCAGCAGAUGCAGCAACAGCAGCAGGAGCUGCUGAAGCUGCAGCAACAGCAGCAGCUGCAGAAGCAGCAGCAGCAGCCGCUGCAGCAGCAGCAGCAACAGGUGAUGCGAGAGCGGGAUAAGCUGCAGAUGACGAAAGAAGAAAGAAGAGUGUUUAGAGACCCUGACGAAUUCAAAGGCAAACCCUAA